AUGGCGCACUCCUCUGGCCCCUCCCCUUCUAAAGGUUCUCACGCAGCCCCGCCCACUGUGGUGCGUAAGCAGCAGCAGCAGCUACGCAGUCGUCGUGUCGACCGCUCCGCCUCACCUAUGGGCCGCGUCAUCGUCAUCAACGCACCAGAGGAAGGUGGAGAGGAGAGUGAGGACAUCCACACUAUAACGGUAGACAAGAGUGCUGAUGGCCGGCUGGGCUUCAGUGUGAGAGGCGGCUCAGAGCAUGGUCUCAGCAUCUUCGUCAGCAAGGUGGAGGAGGGCAGCAGUGCAGCUCUGGCUGGUCUGCGUGUAGGUGAUAAGCUGGUGGAGGUGAAUGGUGUGAGUCUUGAGAACAUCAGUAUGGGCAGUGCUGUGAAGGUCCUAACUGGGAACCAGAGGCUGCGUAUGGUGGUGCGGAGGGUUGGCAAGGUGCCUGGAAUACGCUACUCCAGAGAGAAGACAACAUGGGUGGACCUGAUCCAUAGGCGAAUGGUGGUGGAGGAGGUGGGCACAUCUGCGUCAGAGUCCAGUGGUGACAGCGGCGCCCUCCGCAGGAUAGUCCACCUCUACACCACCUCAGACGACAGCUGCCUCGGGUUCAACAUACGCGGAGGAAACGAGUUCGGACUGGGAAUAUACAUCUCUAAGCUGGACCCUGGCGGCCUUGCGGAGCAGAAUGGCAUCAAGAUGGGGGAUCAGAUUCUGGCGGCGAACGGGUUCAGCUUUGAGGACAUCAGCCACAGCCAAGCGGUUGAGGUGCUCAAAAGCCACACACACAUCAUGCUCACCAUCAAGGAAGCGGGGAGAUAUCCGGCCUACAAGGAGAUGGUGGCGGAGUACAGUUGGCUCAAUCAAUCCCGCAACUCCUCAUCACAGGGUUCGGACUCGGCCUCCACGGGCUCCUCCAUGUCGUCCGGAACCCCCCUCAGCUCUGUCAGUGGUCUCUCCCAGAUGCUGCUCACUCCUGCAGGGGAGCGCGUGGAAGCAUCCAUGCAGACCGAGGGCACGGGGGGAACCACCAGCCGCAGCAGAGUGGAACUGCUGCAGGAUACGCUGAUAGGGGGCGAGUCGCGCAAGACCUCCCUACUCAUGGCCCUCAGUCGACCCAGCCAGCCAAUCAGGCGCACGCAGAGUCACAUGACCGUGCGUGAGAAGGAGAAGGAGAAGGAGGAGAAGGGAGGGGAGGAAAAGCAGAAGAGCAGCACCUUACAGCGCUCCAAGACCUUCGUCAACCUGCUGUUGCGCAGACACACCACCAGGGGCAGAUCCAAGUCGCCCACAGGUAAGGGCAAAGGAGCGCAGCGUGUCCCCGAUGCUCAGGCGCUAGCUGCGUUAGCGUCGGUAGAGGACAUGGCCUGGAGACUGCUAGGAGAGGAGGAGGUCACCACCGUCAUCACACUCUGCGGCAGGUAUUUGACUGAUGGAAUCGUGGAGGAUCUAGUUCGCCAUCUUCUGGCCAUUCUGGACCGACCCGAGAAACUGCUCUUACUGCGGGAGGUCAGGCUACUGGUGCCGGUGGGAGAGCUGGAGCUUUUCAACAGCCUGGUGGCGCCGUUUGAACAGGAGGCCUACGACAUACUCAAGUGCCGCACACUGCGUUCUCCUCCUCUGCGGUCUCCUCAGUGUGGUCGGACACCACGUCGCCAACUCAUCACCCCUGUGCCAGAUUUCCAAGGAGGGUUUGAGCUGCAGCGUGCAGAGGAGCUGGAGAGGGAGAAACAGCUUCUGGAGGAACUGGACAAACUGAGGCUGUCCAAGGCCACCAAACUCCCCUACACCCCCUCCUCCUCCUCCUCUUAUGACCCCCCUCGCAGACCCCCCUCCUCCAGCCGACACCCCCGGUCAGACCCCCCCAUCACCACCAAGGCCUUCACCCCCCUCCUGGACAUCCCUGUGGACACCCCCAGGUCCAUGGAGCGCCCCACCACCAUGGGCCAAGACACGGUUACCGCCCCCCGCACCACGCCCACCCCACCGCUCCCCAACUGGCUGCUGGCAGAGAACACCACCCCCCGGCACAUGGAGAAUGGUUCGGACCAGCCCAGCAAGAAGGACCGCACCACAGGCACACAGAGGGGGAGGCGGCCGCCGCUCUCGCAGGUGUUCAGGGGUGCUGCGGGCUCUGACUCGAUGUCGCAAUCUGGUGGACUGGUGGUGGAAAAGCAGCUAAAUGGACAGUGGCAACAGCAGCAGAGGAGGCAGAGUGGGGCAGGGAGUGAAGAGGAGUACGAGCUCACAUCAGUCUGUGUGUCCAAGACCAAACAGUCUUUAGGCAUCAGUAUAUCGGGAGGUGUUGAGUCGCGGGUGCAGCCGGUGGUGAAGAUCGAGAAGAUAUUCCCUGGAGGAGCCGCCUCCACCAGCGAGGUGCUCAGGGCGGGCUAUGAGCUGGUGUCGGUGGAUGGUGUGUCACUGGAGGGAGUGACGCAUCUGCAGGCCGUGGACAUCAUCCGCCAGGCCUUCAGCAACAAGGCCAAAGACCCCAUGGAAUUCGUCGUUAAAGUCCCCAAAGACAGAUGAUACAAUCCACACACACACACACAUACCCAAAUGUCCCAUGGAACUCGAGGUUAAUGUGCCCAAGGGCCGAUGAUACAAUACACAAACACACACACACACACACACACACACACACACACACACACAGGCCCAAUGGAACUCAUAGUUAAAGUCCCCGGGGACUGAUAACACACUAUUUAAACACACAUCUAUACCCUCGGGGAGAUAAGUGAGACACAGACUGUGACUCUGUGGGGUUUAGCGCCCUCGCGCGACCGCUCUUGAAGCCUUUUUAAACACACAUCUAAUACAGACAGAACACACACACACAAAGAGCCAAAGACCCCAUGGAACUCAUGUUUAAAGUCCACAAGGACCGAUAUUAGAUCAUUAGAUCAUUAAAAACACGUACAUACACAGAUACUGUACAGCCACAUGUGCCUACCAGAACAAGGACCAUCAAGGGACACAAGUGUGGAACUAUUGUGAUUGGAGCAAGAGGGACCAGAAAGUCUCUGAGAACUUUGGCCCAGAGAGACCACUAAA
This is a messenger RNA of Engraulis encrasicolus (European anchovy), 3042 nucleotides long. RefSeq names its product PDZ domain-containing protein 7-like. The record is from RefSeq and is a predicted model, not a curated record. Gene Ontology annotation, biological process: auditory receptor cell stereocilium organization; sensory perception of sound. The coding region runs from base 1 to 2517 and encodes 838 amino acids. The transcript is spliced from 18 exons. Gene Ontology annotation, cellular component: cilium; plasma membrane; stereocilium tip. NCBI's taxonomy places the organism in Eukaryota, Metazoa, Chordata, Actinopteri, Clupeiformes, Engraulidae. Gene Ontology annotation, molecular function: protein binding.